CUGAUCCUCCCGCUGCCGCCGUUGAGCGCAGGGUGGCUGUGCCCGGGAGGGCGCAGAUCGCAGCAUCCCCUCGGGCUGGGAUGCGAAGGGCUCUGCCCAGCCCCGCUCCUUCCCUCCCACCGGCGGCGGGGGAUGCUCGCCCCCGGCGUGUCUGCCCGAGCCAGCUGCUCCUGCUGCCAGAAGCUGCUCCGGGCUCGGCGGGGCGGCAGAACCCAGCUCAGCCCAGCCUCAAUCGCUGCUCGCCGCCCGCGGGAGGGCUCCUGGCCGGGAAGGUGCGGGGCUCAGCCCGUCCCACCGCAGAGGGAACUCGCCCAACUUUGUCCGUCGUGGGUCCCGGUAGCAGCUGCCAUGGCCCCCGGCAACUCUUCCCGCAACUUCUCGGCGCCGGGGGCUCAGAACGGCUCAGUACCAGAGAAGCCAGCAGCACACACCAAUGUGAUAAUGCCCAGCCUCUUCAGCAUCAUCUGCUUCCUGGGCAUCAUGGGGAACCUCAUUGUCAUCUACACUAUCGUCAAGAAGAAGAAGCUGCGAUGCAAACAGACAGUGCCCGAUAUUUUCAUCUUCAACCUCUCCAUCGUGGACCUCCUCUUCCUCUUGGGCAUGCCCUUCCUCAUCCACCAGCUCUUAGGCAACGGCUCGUGGUACUUUGGAGCUCCCCUGUGCACCAUCAUCACGGCCCUGGACACAAACAGCCAGAUCACCAGCACCAACAUCCUGACAGUGAUGACUCUGGAUCGCUACCUGGCCACCGUCUACCCCCUGAAAUCCACCUGGGUGCGGACGCCGUGCGUGGCGGCUCUGGUGAUCUGCCUGGUGUGGCUGCUGUCCUUCCUGACCAUCAUCCCCGUGUGGAUGUACGCAGGCCUCAUGCCCCUGGAGGACGGCACCGUGCGCUGCGCCCUCCUGCUCCCCAACCCAGAGACUGACAUCUACUGGUUCACCCUGUACCAGUUCCUGCUGGCCUUCGCCGUGCCCCUGCUCAUCAUCUGCGUGGUUUAUUUUAAGAUCCUGCAGCACAUGGCCACCACCGUGGUGCCGCUGCCCCAGAGGAGUCUGCGGGUGCGUACCAAGAAGGUCACUCGCAUGGCAGUGGCCAUCUGCUCUGCCUUCUUUAUCUGCUGGGCUCCCUUCUACAUCCUGCAGCUGGUUCACCUGGGCAUCGACACCCCAUCCGUGGCCUUCUUUUAUGCCUACAACUUUGCCAUUAGCCUGGGCUAUGCCAACAGCUGCCUCAACCCCUUCCUGUACAUCGCCCUCAGCGAGACCUUCAAGCGCCAGUUCUUGGUGGCCAUCCGCCCCGCCAAGGAGCCCUGUGGCAACAGCAGCUCUGCCAACAACAACAGCAUGACAGAGGCCAGCGUGUGCCUGAAGCUGGCGCCAGAAUCCACCCAGCAGACUCAGUUCCUGGAGGACUUUUCCCCACGCUCGCUGCCGGUGACUGUGGCUGUUCACUAGGGCACUCAGAGCAGCAGAAAGCUCUGGAGCUGUGAGCUGAUGGAGGAGCAGCAGCUGCAGGAAGGUCUUGGAGAUGCCUAUGGACUACAAACUUCCACCUCCAAAAUGCAGGUGCCUCUCUUUUCCAUUACUCUGCCCCUGCACUUCUCCCAGCCUGUGAGAUGAUGUGUGCUGCCACUUUUCAUCCUGCACAGGAGGACUCUGCCACCACUGGGCCCCCAAAGAGGAUGAGUGGAAUAGAGAGAAAGGAUAGCAAGAGAAUGUUCACUCUACAAGAGUAAAACCUCUAUCAACACUGCCCAACCUUUUCUCACCCCUUGCCAAACCAAGGUUCCUAAGCAGCUUGUCACCCCAGAGCUUCUUCAUUCAGAGCUUGAACCUUUGAACCACAAUGUCACCUAUUUUUUUUUAUAAGUAAUCUGCAGACUUUGCUGGCUGUGCUGAUAUCCUAGAGCACACAGCAGAGAGAUCUUGGGGACAGAAGUCUCACCCAGACCUGUUGCUUGGCCUUGCAGUCCAGCCCCAUCUGCUUCCAGGGGGCUGUACUGUUUGGCAACCAAAACAUUUCAAGAACUGGCUCGUUUUGAUGCUAAUCCUAAAUAUUUCAAGCAAAAUCAAACACAUAAUAAUCUCAUUGCUUCAAGGGACUGCAAAGACUUUUCAAAACUACUGCUGCUAACACCAGCUAUGUGGCUUUUCAUGGCAAUGAGCAGAUUUCCACAGUGCUGGUUCUUCGUGCUGCUCUUGUGCCUCAGAGUCUGCACGGCCACUGGGGAACCCCUGGCAGAGGGUUUUAAGCAGGACUAAAAAUCACAAUGUGCAGAGAUCUGUGGAGCGAGAAGCCGUGAAAAAGCAGCUCAAGGGAAGCACAGUUACUUAUGCAGCUUCCUCAAAAAUAACAAAUGCUUUACACAAAGUUAAAAGAGGGAAAAUUAAACGUCUGUGUGUUGCACAUGCGGCUUUAACAGUCGGAGGUUAGGAAGUAACUCUGCUCAUUAUAAAGCAGAGAAAAGACAGCAGAGAUCGGCUCAAAGCAGGGAUUACACCGACAGCCUGUGCCGGGCUCCACAGGGACCACGCUGGCAUUGUUCAACACUUUGUCAGACACGGAGGAACUGGGUACUGUAGAUGGAUUUAAUUUAAAGAAUUAAAAACAUCAAACAGUCCAAAGGAAUUUGUCAUACCACACUUAUGGUUUCACACCACCAGCCACCCACGAUAUGCCCAGAACAGAAUUUCACCUUUACUCAGCUCCGAAGCACAACCGUGUCACCUGCACAGGAUGUCCUAAGCCACACUCACAGGUGCACCUAAAGCACCCACAUCACACUUGUAAGCACAUUUAAACACGGCCAGCACUUCAGACUACACCCUGCAGAGAGCUCACAGCCAUUCGCUCACCUCCAGCCAUCAGAGCAGUCAGGUGUGCAGCACCAGCACCUUUGACACCGUCAGAUGCAGCAUGUUGCUUUCUGAGUCACUGAACAAACCUCGGCACAGGGUCUCUCUGUAUUUUCUUCCAGGCUCUGUCACAACCAGCACAUCCAGACCGUGACUGAGAGUAUCUCGUGGAUUUUUCGCCUGUGUUCCCCCAGCCAACAAAGCCAGACACCUGCGGAACGUUCAAGCUUUAUGGCUCGAAAGUCUUUGCUCUGUUUUAACUGCCAGGAAUUUUCACCUGCUGUUUUUCAUGGAGCUGCUCUGCUCUUUGGUCAGUACUCUCCCUGAAGGGCUUGGAUGGAGCGAAGGUCGAGGAGGAUGUGUGCUCUGCCAGCCAGACUUGCCCUCGGGACAAGGGAAGCUAUUGUGUCACCUUUCUCCCAUUAGGCAGGGAAGGGAAGGGAAGAACUGGCACAUUUUCUGGGAAAGGAGGUGGUAAUGACUGGGUGGGUGUUUCUUCCUCUAAUGCCAGCCAUAAGGAAAGUAUGAGAAGUGAAAACAGACCGAGUUAUCAGGGCUCUCUGGAGAGCAGUACGUUGAGAUAUUAUCUUGCUUACACAGUAAAGGUGUUUAUGGUUGAACAAGUCUGUUCCCAUCUGAAGUGAGUCGAUCUGACCCGCGUGGCCGAGCCAUGUGCUGAAAACCACAGGGGCAAGUGGGCUAACCAAGAAGGGAGGAGGUCACCCAGCACCCAGGGGUUUUGUGGGACAGACCUUCCCCAGAUCUCAUCACACUGAAGUCAGCACUCCAG
Molecule: messenger RNA, 3646 nt
Organism: Catharus ustulatus (Swainson's thrush)
Lineage: Eukaryota; Metazoa; Chordata; Aves; Passeriformes; Turdidae
Gene: MCHR1
Product: melanin concentrating hormone receptor 1
Exons: 2
Coding region: 133-1455 (440 amino acids)
Biological process (GO): neuropeptide signaling pathway
Cellular component (GO): neuron projection; membrane
Molecular function (GO): melanin-concentrating hormone receptor activity; neuropeptide binding
Source: RefSeq, a predicted model, not a curated record